This is a messenger RNA of Penicillium canariense, 867 nucleotides long. RefSeq lists its product as uncharacterized. Gene Ontology annotation, molecular function: protein binding. The coding region runs from base 1 to 867 and encodes 288 amino acids. The record is from RefSeq and is a predicted model, not a curated record. Gene Ontology annotation, biological process: regulation of synaptonemal complex assembly; meiotic cell cycle. NCBI's taxonomy places the organism in Eukaryota, Fungi, Ascomycota, Eurotiomycetes, Eurotiales, Aspergillaceae. The transcript has 4 exons.
AUGGCGUCUUUUGCAGCCGGUGACUUGACAGAUCGAGUAGUCGCGCUGAUAGCCUCGACACUUGAAAUGCAGGCUGAGGCUUCCGUCGAGCCACCCAAGAUCUUCAUCGGAGACGUCAUUUGCACCAUUGAGGAGCAACUUGCACGACUCCCUGAUAUGGCAAAAUUGCUUCCCUCAGAGCGCUCCAAGUUGGACGCGAUUGGAACAGAAUUAUGGAAUGUAUGCCGCAGUCCAUCAAGGUCCUCGAAUCUAGAAGACAAAGAGACAGUGGAGAUGUACAGCAGAGUGUUGGCCGUGGCCUUUGCGCUCGUUGAUAUCACUUCGCCUUACAAUGCUCAAGGUUACUCACAAUCAAUAGGUUUAAGGGAAAAGUGGCUCAUUAGUUACACAGGUCAUGUCAGGGCUUUAGAGGUGGCAUUUGAAGCAGCUCACAUUUGUAUUGAGACUGCCCCGCUAGACUACACCCUUAGAAUACUGAAGGUGGUAGCAAAGCGGCUCAACUCAUUAGAAGCUUCUGACCCUGCCAUCGAUCAGGUUCAGCUGGACUCUAUUUCGACCGAGUACUACAUGUUUCGCGUGCAUCUGGCUUGGCGACAAGGCCGAUCUGACAUUGCCGAUCAUCUCUUUGCAAAAGUGCCAUUGAAAGCUUCAAUCAACAAUCGUUCGGUUGUCGUCGAGAGAUGUCUCCAUGUUGGCCGCGGUGCACUCGAAGUUGGCCAAUAUGAUGCUUCGAUCAAAUGGCUCGAAACUGCACUCGAGCAGAUGCAAGAGAUCCCGGAAGAUCAGGGACUGGGUUUGAAAAAUCUGACCCUUCACGUUCGGCAUACUCUCGGUCAGUCUGUUCAGGCUGGAUUAUGGAAGAAAUGA